Molecule: messenger RNA, 230 nt
Organism: Chiloscyllium plagiosum (whitespotted bambooshark)
Lineage: Eukaryota; Metazoa; Chordata; Chondrichthyes; Orectolobiformes; Hemiscylliidae
Source: RefSeq, a predicted model, not a curated record
CCUGUUGUCUCCUCUUACAGCCCAGUCAUUCAGAAGAUCCGUGCAGAAUGUGCAGAGCCCUUCCUGGCUUUUGAACAGUGUUUGAAGCAGAAUCAAUCUUCUGUCGUGAAUUGCACGGACCAUGUCAAUGAGUUCCUGGCCUGUGCAGAGAAGGUCAAAAUGCCAGCUUUAGGUAAAAAAAAAUCUCUAAUUCAAAGAUUUAACAAAUCUGUCAAAGCUCAGUAAAUACA